Messenger RNA from Fusarium keratoplasticum, 1602 nucleotides. Its product is annotated as Magnesium transporter. Gene Ontology annotation, cellular component: mitochondrial inner membrane. The record is from RefSeq and is a predicted model, not a curated record. Gene Ontology annotation, biological process: mitochondrial magnesium ion transmembrane transport. Bases 1 to 1602 code for a protein of 533 amino acids. Gene Ontology annotation, molecular function: magnesium ion transmembrane transporter activity. The transcript is spliced from 3 exons. Lineage: Eukaryota; Fungi; Ascomycota; Sordariomycetes; Hypocreales; Nectriaceae.
AUGUCAACUCUGCGCCCGGUCCCCUCUCGAAGCCUGCUGCGAUUCCUACGGUACCAGUCCAAGAGGGCCUUUGCAACUCAUGGCCCAGAAGCGAUAGCCGGCCCGGUCCUGUGUCGCCGGGCUCGAUCCUCGAAUCUUGCGACACGGAGGCAGUCUAGGACGCUCACGACGACAUGCGAGCGCCGUACUGCAACAUUGGAAGCCUCAUUCCUCAACCUCGAGCCGAUCCUGCGGAGGCUCAAGAGCCAAGACCAGCAGCAGUUGACGUCAACGAGAUGCAACUUUAGUACCUCACGCAAUGUUGGCUGGUUCAAAUGGGGUCGGUCCUCGACGGGUGCUACACCAAAGUGGCAUGAGCGAUUAUGGGGGAUCACAGGCCGAAAGUGUGAAAAAUCCCUAAAGCCCGAUGAUCUUCCCAGCCAUGAUGAAUACAGCGACAGUUCGUCGAUAUUCAACAGCCGUCGAACCAUGGCCGCCAAGGCGGCGUCCGAGCCGCGACUGCGCUGCACAGAAGUGGACGAGAAUGGCAACGUGAUCCUGGUGGAUGGCGAGUUCAAGAAGACGGAGCUCAUCGCCAAGUAUGGUCUGCUGCCCCGAGACUUGCGAAAGAUCGACUCGUCGAAUCUGCCUCAUAUCCUCAUCCGUCCGUCGGCCAUCCUGCUCAACCUUCUGCACCUGAAGGUCCUCAUCAAGCAUGAUCGUGUGCUUCUCUUCGAUGUCUACGGCUCGAAAACCUCAUACCCCCAAUCGGCCUUCAUGUACGACCUGCAAGGCAAAUUACAGCAGAAGAACACACAAGGAUCGGGCUCGCUGCCCUACGAGUUCCGGGCGCUGGAAGCCGUCUUGACCUCGGUGACGUCAGAGCUCGAGGCCGACUUUGAGGCGGUGCGCGAGCCGGUCAUGCACAUUCUUAGCGAGCUCGAGGACGAUAUCGACCGGCAGAAGCUGCGUGUGCUUCUCAUUCUGUCCAAGAGAGUGAGCACCUUUGAGCAAAAGGUUAAGCUGGUCCGAGAUGCCAUCGAGGAUCUCCUCGAGGCGGAUGACGACCUUGCGGCCAUGUACUUGACUGAAAAGGCGCACGAUCUCUACAGGGGAAUGGAUGAUCACACCGAGGUUGAAAUGCUGCUUGAGUCGUAUCACAAGUUGACGGACGAAAUCGUCCAAGAGGCAGGAAGCCUCGUUUCGGGCAUUCGAAACACGGAAGACAUCGUUCGUGCCAUUCUGGAUGCUAACCGAAACGCCCUCAUGCUGCUCGAGAUCAAGUUCAGCGUUGGUACCUUGGGUCUUGCCAUGGGAACCUUCCUCGCUGGUCUCUACGGCAUGAACCUGGAGAACUUUAUCGAAGAGACACACUGGGGUUUCGGAAGCGUCACUGGAAUCUCGGUCAUCUUCUCACUCAUCGUGUGCUGGUACGGCCUGACCAAGCUGCGCCGUGUACAGCGUAUCAAGAUGAUGGAUGACGAACGACCACGGAUCCCUCGCGGCCAGGUUUACUUCCCCGAUGACCGGACUGCGCUGGGACUUCUCGAUAACAGAAACCGCGAGAUGUUGCGGCGGAUCAACAUGCAAAAGGCCACGGCGGCAAAGAAGCGGUGGUUUUAA